AAUGCUCUUAUGCGCAACCCAUGACCAACUUUAAUAUCAGGAUUAGUGGACGGUCUACCAGGCACGGAAAUCCGAGCACUUUGCGCGUUCUUCAAUCGUCAUAGAUCUUGCGCUUUGUCUUUUAUUUGUACAUAAUCAAGGCAUCAAAACAAAUAGAAGAAAAAUCCUACCAUCGUACCUAAUGCCGAGAAUGAAUAUUUAAAAGUUAUAUGUACGUUAUAAGUAAGAGCUGAUAGAUGGCAUGUGUAAAUAAAUGUAUUGCAAAUAUGUAUUUUUUGGAUGCAUUGAACUUAUUUCUUGAUACACAGUGGCUUUAUAAUACUCCAGUUACUGAUUUGUUAACUGAAGGAGUACUUGAUUUUUUUCCAAAAGAAUGGCUGCAUGCUUUGCAAAUUUUGAAAAAUGAAGAACUUAAUGAUUUUGUUGUAAAAAAAAUGACAAAGCCAGAAUGGCCAAAAACCUUAAUAGCUUUUGUUGAAAAGUGUAGAUAUAUUGAUCAAUUACCAACUAUAAAUACUGUAUUAUCAACAACAUUACCAAAGGACUUCCAAAUAGGUCUUAAUUGCAAAAAGCAACAUGAAAUAAUGCAUUUGGCACAUCUGGUACAUAUGCAAUGCGCACCUCUAAAUAUUAAAGUUAUUAUUGAUCUUGGUGCAGGUUUGGGAUAUAUUUGCCAAUUAUUAUAUCAUUUAUAUGGAUAUAAAGUUCUAGGAUUAGAAAAAAGUCAAGUAAACAUAGAUAAUGCUCAAAAGAGACAACUAAAAAGGUUUCCUGAUUCAUUAAUGCAUGUUAAAUAUAAUUGUUGUGAUUUAAAAUGUAAUUCUGUUGAGACAAUAGAAACUAUUUUAAGUAAUGAGUUUCAAGAAAAGUCAAAUGUUUGUUUGAUUGGUUUACAUGCUUGUGGAGAUCUUAGCAUAGAUGCAUCAAAGAUAUUUCGUGAUAUGACAGCAGCACGUGUUUUUAUUAUGGUUCCUUGUUGUUAUCAUAAGCUUUCGAUAGCAAAAAGAAUAAAAGUAGAUGUAUCAACUGAAAAACAAUAUUUUAACAAUUUCCCUUUAUCUAAUUGUCUUAAAACUAUAAUUAAUAAUACUGAUUUUGACAUUGGUUCCUUCUUGAGGCAGCCCUUUUUACGAUUAGCAUGCCAAGAACCAGCAGACAGAUGGAAUAAUAUGUCUAUUGAAACACACAAUGAACAUUCCUUUUAUGUUCUUGCAAGGGCUGUCCUUCAAUUAUAUGUAUCUAAAAAUGGAUUUUCCCUUAGGAAAUGUAAACAAAAAGGAACAAGGAAAUCUCAAUGUUGCGACUUCAAAAUUUAUGUUAGAGAUUCAUUAACUAGAUACAUUUUACAAUCACAGGAAGAAGAAGCAUUAAAAGAACAAGAUAUACAACUUAAUCUUGAUAUGCAUGAAAAAAACAUGAUAGAACUAUGGGAAAAUCACUGUGAUAAAUUAAAGAUUGUAGAAACAUAUACUGGUUUACAACUGAUGUUGCAAGCAUCAGCAGAAUCAUUUGUUUUACAAGAUCGAUUAUGUUGGAUGGAAGAACAAGGUUUAGAAGCAAAAAUUAUUCCUGUAAUGAAUAAAUACUUAUCCCCACGAGCAUAUGCAAUUGUAUCACAAAAGAAAUAAUAAAUUUUAUAAAUUAGCAGUUUAA
Molecule: messenger RNA, 1653 nt
Organism: Bombus pyrosoma
Lineage: Eukaryota; Metazoa; Arthropoda; Insecta; Hymenoptera; Apidae
Product: methyltransferase-like protein 25
Exons: 7
Coding region: 237-1628 (463 amino acids)
Source: RefSeq, a predicted model, not a curated record